Messenger RNA from Myxocyprinus asiaticus (Chinese sucker), 2966 nucleotides. Its product is annotated as cdc42 effector protein 3-like. The record is from RefSeq and is a predicted model, not a curated record. The transcript is spliced from 2 exons. Bases 1009 to 1941 code for a protein of 310 amino acids. Lineage: Eukaryota; Metazoa; Chordata; Actinopteri; Cypriniformes; Catostomidae.
GCAGGACAACAAAUUAUUUUUUAAAUGAUGUUCAAAUGGAGUAAAUUCCACGCUGAAUAUACCAGCUUAGACUUUCGGGGCUGGUUUACAGUAGAUGGAGGACCAGCAUAGCUAUGUUGUUCACCAGCAAUAUUUCUAAUAGGGCUGAUUGACCAAGGGAGACUCGCUUAUUAAAGCGAUAUUUCAUUGAACAUUUAAAUACUGUCAUCAUUUACUUAUGUUUUUCCAAAUCUGUAUGAAUUUCUUCCUUCCUUAGAAAACAAAAGGUGGCAGAAUGACAGGCUCAAAUUAACAUUCGCACUCAUUGUAUCUUUUUAUCCAAAUAAUGAAAGUGAAUGUUGACUAAGGCUAAAAUUCAUAAUGAUUUUUUUUGGUGAACCAUCCCUUUAAAUAAGGUUUCUUGCAUUGUGUAUUUAUGAAAUAUGCUGUUUUUGUAACAUAGUUGCCUGCUAUGUAGGAUUUUGAAACUGAAUUUCCACUUGUGCACAUGGCUAUUGACGUGAGAAUUUGUGGUGGUGAAUAUGUAAAAAAAAUUCCCUCACAACAAGGUUCGGGCAGCCUUCAAAAAGGGUCAAAGCAACCCGACACCUGGCCGUUCUCCUCUGCUGUUUUCUGUUCUUCUACCACAUAUUCACCCAGGCGCUGGAAUCGAAGAGGGCUUCUUUUCAAAGUCUUCAGAUACAUUCCGCCCUCCAGCAGAACUUGGAAAGUCAACUCGCAAACAGCCAGCGACACUAAUUUUUCAUUCCGCUUCUGCUAGGAGCCAGCCAAAGACAACUGCAGCUUGAGGUCAGAAGCCUCGGAGGUAAAGGACAUUAAUCCAAACAUUUGAGCUGGAUUAUCUUCACUAAGGAUUAAGGACAUAUUUAAAACAGCUGCUCUCUGAGAAUGUAACCCCUGCCCUUCCCUUGGGAGACUUCAGAAAGUUUAUCACCCAACUGAGGAAUUCUGAAGUUUAAGAGAGUGUUCCUUUCCCAUCCAUACCUGCUGAACUUUUCCAUAGCAGGGAUGCCCGCCAAAACACCAAUCUACCUGAAAUCCACCAAUAGUAAGAAGGGAAAGAAAUGUCGUUUGAGGGACAUCUUGUCCCCUGACAUGAUCAGCCCUCCUCUUGGUGAUUUUCGACACACUAUCCACAUUGGAAAGGGUGGCGAAUGUGAUGCCUUCGGUGACAUGUCAUUCCUGCAAGGAAGAUUUGAGCUUCUACCUGGAAAAGGUGGUCUUAUUCGGCCACAAUACAACAAAAAUGGGGAGUUUACGAGGGCCAAUAGCGCCUCCGAUGCCUCUUAUGUCGAAACUCCAUCCCCAGUCCUGAAAAAUGCCAUCUCCCUCCCAAGCAUUGGUGGAAGCCAAGCACUAACCCUACCUCUAAUCUCCACCACUGUGUUCCCCAUGACUCAGCACCCUCUGGACAACCUAGAUGAACCAUCUUCUCUUCCAGCUGGUUUUGAUGUGAAUGAAGAUCUGGAGAUCCUGCAGAUGGAGACCUUGUUUCAGUCAGUCAGUGUCUUCAGAAGUGACCCCAGCCCCGUUCCGGAGGAGGACGAACCCUCAGUCAAACAUUUGGAGAUACCUGAGAAGUCACCUGCCAAAAAGAAGAUCCACAGCAGUGAAAAUCAUCUUGAGAAGUUCUUAUCCAACUUCAUUAACGAGGAUGCCAAUGCCAAUGGGAAUUUCAGCAAUGGUAACAAUCAAAACAACAGCGGCUCGGUCUUCCAGUAUACGCAUGAGUUGUUUGAAGUCAAGGGCGAUUGGGCAGACAGAGAUAGUGGUGUGGAAGAGGGUCGUUUAUGUGAUUCAGACUUUGAAAUCUCCAAAAGCAAAAGCCACUCACAGGAGUCGCUCACACAAAUCACAGGAUCCCUUUGCUCGCUUGAACUCGACUUGGGCCCCUCCAUUUUGGAUGACAUACUCAAUAUCAUGAAUAAGCCUGUGCCGUAGACCAUGACUUUGACUGAGAAGCAAAAGGGAAUAUAAUUUGCUUGUGCCCACAGAGAGACUUACUAGUCAAAUGAAGAUCUGCAAUGUGACAUGGCAAUGUUGGGUCUUUUUUUAAAUGAACUGAAGAGGCUAAACUGACUUUCCUUUCUCAGAAAAAAGUCCCUUUCUCAGUUUGUUAGCAUUAGCUUCAGAGCGGAGAAUUCACAAAGAAGGAUUUGCAGCCGCUGAUGCGUUAUUUGCACACUGACUGCAUAGUUUUAGCACCCGAUUCACUAAAAAAAUUAUGCAAACCAGGUAACGCCACAAACACGCCCAAAAAGUUUAAAUGGUCCUGAGUGCUUGGUUGUGGAGAAUUCAGCAAACUUCACUGGGACUAUAAUACAUGUUCUCUGUCAUUUGAUGAUCAUUUGUUGAAUAACUGCCAUGAAAUCAAUAGAAAAUGUACAGAAACAUCUCUGUUUAAAAAAAUAUAUAUUAAAAUAACAGGGAAAUGUUAAUUACGGUAGGCAAAUACCAUUUUUAGAAUCAGGUACAGGUACAUUAGUCAAGUUGGACUCGGGGUGUAUAAUAAGAUGCAGGAUUUUGCACUGAGAUACAGUGCACUGUUUAGUGAAUUUACCCCAGAGUGUCUCUGCAUACCUUUGCUGUUUGGGACAGAGUGCAAAAUUAAAGCAGUUGACAUCACAGCCAUUGUACCUUUUAAGUUGCAAAAUGACAGCACUUUAAGCAUGUGUAGACACCAAUGCUAUUUUAAAUGCAGAUAAAAUUAGGUUUGUUCUGUUUACCGUUGUUCAUGCACAACGUCCACAAAAUCAUACAAUAGCGAGAUAACAUUUCUCAUCCAGACGCCUGUGUAAAUUAAUGGAAACAUAUACAAGCCAUGUCCCCAUCACAAAACCAUUCAUGCACCAGUUUAUUUAUACUGACUAUUUCAAUAACCACACUACCAAAUCCUAUAUGUUUAAAGCAUAUAUGUUUUUACAUUGUGAAGCUAAAUAUGAAAUAAAUACAUGAACAAGUAACUC